AUGGACAUAGAUGAACCUUAUCUUCCAGGAUAUCUCAAAGGUACACCUAUAGAAAACCAUAAUUCAACCGAUCCAUUAUAUCUACCAACGCGCUUCGAAGAGUAUUCACCGUAUUCACCGAGGUUUGUCAAGUGUAUGGAUAAUAAAUUAAUACUUGAAUAUAUAGGACCCGGAGUUGAUGACAGUCAAGCCGAAUCAGUUCCAACUGAUUAUCCUGUUCCGCCUGAAGUUUUGCUAUACUAUUUUGAAAUCAAUGUUAUAGAUAAAGGUGAAGAUGGAUAUAUUGGUGUUGGAUUUGCUAAAGAUUUAGAAAUACUUGAUAUUUUACCAGGAUGGUGUCCGGGAACGAUGGGAUAUCAUGGCGAUGAUGGAUGUAAAUUUUAUGAAAACGGUUUUGGCACAAGGUACGGGCCUUUAUAUAGCACGGGAGACACCAUUGGUUGUUGUGUAAACUUUGUAGAUCAAAAUGUUUUCUAUACGAAAAAUGGCGUCAAUUUAGGGAUCGCUUUUGAAUGUGCUUUAAAUGAAGCAUUAUAUCCUAUUGUUGGAUUGAGGACUCGAGGUGAAUGCGUGGAAGCGAAUUUUGGAACGAAACCGUUCAAAUUUGAUAUUGACUCUUAUGCUAAAGCGUUUUUCUCUGACCCUCGAAUUGUUGCUCAAGUAGAGGACUCUAACGAGAUUCAGAGGCGAAAUAUGGAUGUAUUUAAUGAGAAUCUGUACACAUUUUAUGAUUUUGUGUGA
This is a messenger RNA of Racocetra persica, 741 nucleotides long. Lineage: Eukaryota; Fungi; Glomeromycota; Glomeromycetes; Diversisporales; Gigasporaceae. The record is from the annotation of a GenBank genome assembly.